Etheostoma cragini (Arkansas darter) is the source of this 2442-nucleotide messenger RNA. RefSeq names its product BLOC-1 related complex subunit 5 (gene borcs5). Lineage: Eukaryota; Metazoa; Chordata; Actinopteri; Perciformes; Percidae. Gene Ontology annotation, cellular component: synaptic vesicle membrane; BORC complex; cytoplasmic side of lysosomal membrane. The coding region runs from base 417 to 1079 and encodes 220 amino acids. Gene Ontology annotation, biological process: positive regulation of anterograde synaptic vesicle transport; organelle transport along microtubule; lysosome localization. The transcript has 4 exons. The record is from RefSeq and is a predicted model, not a curated record.
AAGGCAAGGAUCCCGUGAUCAGUAUUUACGGAAGUGCUUCUGACCUCAGUCUGUGUUGUUUGUUGUUAUUUCCUUAAGAUACGUGGGGUAAAGUUAUCACUCGCCAACAAGAUAGCCGUGUCUGCUUUGCUCACUUCAUGUUAGCUUCAAAUGAACGUAUGCUUACAUAGCUAGUAAAUUGUAGCAGGAACAACUGACGUUAGCAAACUAGCUUGGAAAUCGCAGAAGCAACAACUACCCGGACUUUCAGUUUCUCUCCUGCGGUACAUGGUUGUCUUGUUAGUCCGGGUGUGUUUGGAGGUCAUGUGAAGUCUUAAGUUAGUUAUAAAUAAGAUAUUGGGUGUAUUUUGCGGCCUUUUCUGGAAACGUUGACGAAAGCUAGCUACGCGCUAGCUUGCUAGCCAGACGUUAGCACCAUGGGAGCCGAACAGAGUGGAGAUGCAGAGCACAAACACUCCGAUUACAGCUCAUCGGUGGUGCCCUCCCCAGCAAAGCAGAAGGCAAAGAUGGAUGAUAUCGUUGUUGUGGCUCAGGGGACCCAGUCAAUGCGAAAUAUCCACAACGACCCAGAUGUCAUCAAGCUUCAGGAGAUACCAACCUUUCAGCCACUUUUAAAAGGCAACUUUUUAAGUCUUCCACCUGCUGACAUGAAUUAUAGUGUCAUCUUUCAGACCGACAGUUCAUUAGGAGUGCUGAGUGGCCAGACAUCACCCAGCAGUGUGUGUCUGGAAAGGCUGGAUACUGCGCAGGUCAUGCAGCUCUGCAUCCGCUACCAGGACCACCUACACCAGUGUGCCGAGGCCGUGGCCUUCGACCAGAACGCCCUGGUCAAGAGGAUCAAAGAGAUGGACUUGUCAGUGGAAACCUUGUUCAGCAUAAUGCAGGAGCGCCAGAAACGCUAUGCCAAGUACGCCGAGCAAAUCCAGAAGGUUAACGAGAUGUCCAUGAUCCUGAGACGCAUCCAGAUGGGCAUUGACCAGACGGUGCCGCUGAUGGAGCGCCUCAACAACAUGCUGCCUGAGAGCGAGCGCCUGGAGCCCUUCAGCAUGAGAUCUGAUGGGGAUUCUGCCACAAAGUAGCCUCCUUAAAGCCAACACAGCGCCCUCUUACCUGAGUCUUCAUCCAAUGUUGUGGCCAGGAAGAAAUGCAGGUCUGUCCAGCUGUAGGGAUUACCCAUUGCAUUUUUUUGUUAUCAUAGUUAGAGGUGGAGCUUCGGUGUAAAUGUGUGAGACUGCUGUAGUCAGGUCUCCGGGUCAGUUCUAUUUAUUCUUUUACUUAAUACAGGAAGUUUUACUCAGCACACACACGUUCAUACCUGAGUUCAACCACAACCUUCUGCCACUGGCCACUGAGCAAUUUAUGAAGUGCUGCAAUCAAAUACACUGGGCAUUGAGAUUAUUUCUCAUCCCCUCCUCGCAGGGAAUCAAACUGGUAAUCUUCCAGGCACACAUUUAUUAAAGUAAUCAAAAUGCAGGGGAGGAACAAACACUUUUGAUUGAUUCAGAACUAACUCCAUAUGCUCCAAAACUUGCAGACGUGUUGCAGGUUUUAAAGACUCAAAUCGGUGUGAGUGACAUUAAAGUGUCUCAGGAUGUUUCCUACUGCUUUGGAGAUUUGCACAAACUUCUCUAACAUCAGAGCUGGUCAAGAACUUGCAAAGGGUUGAUUUUAGAUCAUGCACUUAACAUUACAAAUAUUUGUUGUUUGUGAUUCUAAUCUUCAUCUUGCUUUGACGCCAUAUGCCUGGCUCACUAUUUGGAAAUCCCUUCCAUGAACUGGUUGCAUGCAGAUUGACUGCUUUUAAACAUCAUUGAAUCAUUUUGGAAUAUUAUGAUGAAGAGACUCAUGGAGAGAACCAAAACGGAUUAUUGCCAUUGGAUUGGAAGGAGCAUGGAUGUACUGCACAUUGAAAGUAAAAUGAGAAAUCUCUUCUUUCUACAGAGGGUAGUUUAAAUAUUCUCAUGUACAGUUUUGUGGUAAGAAACUUGACUUUAAUUUAUUUGGAGAGUUGCUAUUUUCAUGGAAAACAAUGAAGAAAAUGACACAAAGGACUGAACAGAGACCCUGAAGCUGUAGGUUUUUCAGCAGGUUGGUACAGAAGAUCGAUACAGAGGUGGUCUGAAACCAUUCUAGCAAGUUACCCAUCACAGAGUUUCCUGUAGUGCAAUUUCAGUAUUAACUUUGUAUGUUUGUUAGCUCUGUCAUCACACAUGCCAAAUAUUCCCAAAUCCUUAAAGCUGGCACUUUAGAGUCGGUCAUAUCUUUGGUCUCUUUGAGGAAAGGAAUUAAGUUACCUUUACUGCUUUAUCUAUUGAUGUAGAUAGUUUUUUGUUCAUUUGUCCAGUUAUUUUCCAAGAUUUCUGGCACCACCAAAAUUCAAUGGAGUUGACUGCCAUCUUAUUUCUUGUGCACAGAGCAAUAAAGAUAGACAUUACUCAACAU